Molecule: messenger RNA, 2412 nt
Organism: Maudiozyma saulgeensis
Lineage: Eukaryota; Fungi; Ascomycota; Saccharomycetes; Saccharomycetales; Saccharomycetaceae
Source: the annotation of a GenBank genome assembly
AUGCAUUUAGAAAAUCUUAAAAAGCAGGAGGAGGAAAACUUGAUCAAGUUAAGAAAGUUAAUAUCUAUAACAGAUCCAUUUAAUAUCCCAUCAAAAUCCCAAUUAGAUCCAUACAGCAGUAUACGGAAAUCCGUAAGUAUCCUCAGGGGGCAAAUAAAAUGUUUGAUAGAAAAAUACGUAAUUUACCUUCAAUCACUAAAUAGUUAUGAAACGCAAAGUGCAGCGAUUGAAAUUUGGUUAUUUUCGAUUAACGCUGUAGGAAUUUUUAAUACUCUUCUUCUUGAGUCAAUCCAUUUGAUUCUAAAUAGUAAUCUAAAUAUGUUCAGAGAGGGUCUGAAUUUAAACUUUACGACAUACAUCCUUAAUAUUUAUUCACAGUUACUAUUUUACAAAGAGUUAUUGGCUGGAGUUCAUAAAUCAAAAUUAGAAAAUGUUAUUUCAAAUUUCGAAAAUUAUUUUAAGAAGGUUUACAUGAUUGAAAAUUAUAGCAUUACAAAAUAUGAUGAAGUACGAGAUUUACUAUCAAAAAAGCAUAAUUUAGUUGCAUCUCUUAGGAUAAGCAAUGAUGACAUAGUAAGAAAAGGAUACUUUAGAAUGACCAUGAACUCGUUGUAUAAAUUCAGUCAAUUAGUUGAACUUUAUCAGUUGAAAAAUGGUAACAUCGCAAUAUUUAAAGUCAACUCCAGCGAGUUACCUACCUCCAUUGGUUUACCCAAACAGUUUGUGCAUCGCUUAGUUCAAGGAGAAUAUCAAUUAUUACAUUUAGGACGUUCAUUAUUAUUCCCUAUAAUAAGGCAAUAUGAUUUAAAAAUAUCACAAGAGUUACAUUGUGGGUAUGAGUUGAAAACCACUACAGGUAAUGGGACAGAACUGAGACUAACAUCGGUUGACCCAAUCCAAUGGGAUACUCACUGGAGAUUGUGUUUCGAAAAGUUAUUUAAUGUCGAUGGCAGUGUGGUUUCACCGUUCAAGGCAGACAUGGAUAGGGUCGUAAGGAAACCAUCAUCAUCUAGUCUAAAUUUUAAGGGAAAAUAUGAUAAAUUGAAAAAUAAUCCAUUUAUUGAUGAUGAUAACGUAACAGGACUUGGAAUUGAAUUCACUAGUUCUGUAGAGGUCCCGCCUGAGGAAACAACAAAGAACGAUAAUAUUUCUAGGAAGAGUUCUGGAUUUUCACUACACAAAUCGAACCCAUUACCAAAAUCAACUGAUCUCAGCGCUAUCGCCAAUAGAAGUUUAAGCACAAAUCCAUUUAAAGAACCAAUAAUAGAUAAUCAAAUUAUACAGCCGAAUACUGAAUUGGAUAUAGUUUCGGUAGAGUUGAGGAAAUCUUUGUCACCUGCUAUCGCCACAACAAAUGGCAAUUACUCGGUUAUAUCGAAAGUUAAACAAAAUGAAAAUGAUUUUGACGUCGAUAAUAAUUUAUCUUCAAAUUUAUUGAAGGGAGGUGUAGAAGUACUUAAUGGAAAAGCUAUUGAUGGGUCUGAAAACUCUCUUAAUUUAAAACACAAUCUGGAGAAUGGGGUAUACGAUAUGAACCAUAACAAUGGGAGUGCAUUACAGAGCAAAAAGCAGUCCCGUUUAGAAACUGCUGAUAUAAAGACUCUUUAUAAAUCUGGUUUGCCUUCUUCAGUACCAAAUACAAAUUUAUUUGAGGAAUAUCUACACACAUUUCUCAAUUCGAGUUAUUUACCUCUUUUUGAAAAUACAAAUAGUAGAGUAUCGUUUUGGAAUGGGACUACAUGGGAAGUACCUGUUAUGGAUGAAAAAAUGCAGCUUACAAUUAUUUCUAUAGAUAAUAAUUCUCCGCUACUAUUUUAUCACAAGAUGACAGAUAUACACUCAUGUACACUCGCGCUUCUAUUAACAACGCAAUGUAAGACUGGUAGGUCAACAGCCCAGGAUAUUCAACUGCGUGUCCCUGAUUCAUCUAUUCUCUAUGGUUCCAUCAAAAAUAGUACUAUAAUAAAUAUUAGAACUCCACAUGCUGAAGGAUUGCUAGAGGUAAUUAAAAAUUGUAUAUCUGGUAAAAUCAUUGUAUCUCACAGUAUUGGAGCUGGUAUAAGUUCCGAUGUGUUUUCGAAAUCCCAAAACAACAACGCAUUACAAAACCACAGGAAUGUACUGGUAUCUAAUACUAAAGUCAAGCUACACAUACUUAAAGAUUUUCGAUGGUACCCAGUAAGUAUUGGGAGAAUAACCAUUACAGAUGAAACGGGUGAAAAUUAUAAACAUGAACGAGUUUUAAUAUUCAUAUUUAUUGACAGCAAAAAACAGAUAAAGUUUUCUUCCAUCGAUUAUCAUAUCGACAGAUUGGGAAAUACAGGAAUUUCAUUAACCAACGCACAAGAAGGUAAAUUACUUGAGUUUACCAACCAAAGUGUGACCAAUGAAGUGUACAACCUUAUUGAAUAA